UCUCUCCUUCCCCCUCUCCCCCUUUUCCGCAUUUCUCUUCUCCUCUCCUCUGUUCCUUUCCUCUCUCCUUCUCCCCCCUCUGUGAGUGUGUGAGGGCAGAAUGAGCUGGUUAAGUCGUCUGACCCCGAGGGGCACUGGCUCUCGAUCGGGCCGAAAUGCUGCUCCCGCCAGCCCCUGCACCGCCGACCCGGAGACCUGCCUCAUGGUCUUCCAGAACCACUGGAGACAGGUGUCGUGGGUGCUGGAGCAGAAGGACCCCGUGUCCGGAGGCGCUGACGACCUGACCGCCGUGAGGAACCACACGGACCAGAUGCUGUGCCUGCUAGCCGAGGAGCGGCCCCAGGAGCUCGACUCCUCCGAGGGCCUCUCCUCCUCUUCCUCUUCCUCUGCUUCUGCCUCCAUGGGGCCCAUCCUGGACUUCGUGGUGUCGGAGAGGGUCCUGGAGCGGCUGGUGGAGUGGCACGUUCGCCGCGGCCUGGACCCUGACAGCCAGGGGGCGCUGCUCAAGCUGUUUGAGAUGCUGAUCGGCCAGUCCCAGCAGCCCCUGCUCCAGCACACAGCCGUGCUGCAGCCUCUGUUCUGCCUGCUGGCCACCUGCGCAGACCCCCAGCUGGGCUGCCCCCCCGCCCUGGAGGCCAGUCUGGUGCUCCUGCUCAACCAGGUGUGUGUAUGCAUGGCGCGGGAGCCGAGGGUGUUGGAGUUGUUGUUCCAGGCGGCCCCGGCCCCUCAGGGCCCCACCAACCUGCUCAUCUUCUCCCUGCUGGUGCCCUUCAUCCAUCGCCACGGCGCCCUCGGCCAGCAGGCGCGCGACGCCCUGCUGCUCGUCAUGGCUACUUCUGCCAGCAACCAGGCAGUGGCUCAGUACAUCACUGAGAACUCCUACUUCUGCCCGGUGCUGGCCACAGGCCUGAGCGCUCUUUACUCGUCUCUGCCACGGAAGAUCGAGGUGCGGGGGGACGACUGGCACGCGCUGCGGCGCGAGGACUGGAUGGGCGUGUCCUCGCUGGUCCUCUUCAUGAACUCGCUGGAGUUCUGCAACGCCGUGGUGCAGGUGGCUCACCCACUAGUGCGCUCUCAGCUGCUUGACUACGUCCACAAUGGCUUCCUGGUGCCAGUCAUGGGCCCUGCCCUUCACAAGUCGUCUGUUGAUGAGAUGAUUGCCAGCACGGCCUACCUGGACCUCUUCCUGCGCAGCGUAACAGAAACGUCCCUCCUCAAAACCUUCCUGCAGUUCAUCCUGGUGCAUCGCCACGACAACGACACCAUCCUGGACACACUGCUCACGCGCAUCAGCAGCAACUCACGGCUGUGCAUGGUUUCUCUCAGCCUCUUCAAGACACUGCUCUCCCUCAACUGUGAGGACCUCAUGCUACAGCUCGUUCUCAGGUAUCUGCUGCCGUGCACACACGUGAUGCUGAGUCAGAGGCGUGCGGUCAGAGAGACUGACAUCUACGGCAAGUCAGCAGACAAGUUCCUCUCCCUCAUCCCUGAAUGCUGCCACGUCAGCACAGCGCCAUCUAGUGAUCGGGAGGAGGAGCCUGCUUUCUGGGGGAAAGUUCUGGGCAGCCCUAGCUCUGAGUCUCCUGUCCACCCGAGACCCAGCACACCGUCCCGUCUGGCCCUCUUCAUGCGCCAGCAGAGCACGGGCGGCGGCUCAGCCAGCUCCCCCUCCAGCGCCGACCCCACACCCUCCUCCCCCCGUGGGGGUCCGGCUGCCCCCCUCUCUCCUGACAGCCCCCUGCACCAGGGCUCGGGCACCACUGACGUGCCGGACGGGGAGAUGGGUUACCUGGACUACCUGCGGGACGCGCGGCGCGGCAUCGAGCUCUGCUCGUGGGCCUGCCGCGACUGGUCGGCCCCCUACGACGGCGAGGACCCCUCCCCGAACCUGGCACCGCUGCCCCCGCCCCCUCCAACUAGCCAUCCCAGCCUGAACCUGGUGCCCGAGCACUUCUCCCUACAGGGUGGCUCGACCCCCGGUGCCAGUGCGGGUACGGGUGCAAGCACAGGCUUGGGGCCGGGCUCGGGUGAAGCUGGGCAGAAGGAGCGGGCGGCGGUGGUGGAGGCGGCGCGGUCGGAGUGGACCAGCUCGGAGCGGGACAGCGGCGAGUGGGACGUGACCAUCAGCAAGAACUGCAUCAGCCUGACGCCACGCAGCAAGAAGCGCAGCUUGCAGCGAGACCAGAUGCCUCUCAACACGGCCCCUCUCCACCUUUCCUCUUCAUCAUCAUCCUCAUCAUCAUCAGCAACAACAAUGCCAACCUCCACUGUGCCCACCUCUGACCCUGCAGCCCCGCACCAGGCCCUCUUUAACGGGACGGGCCGGGGGGACAGCUGCCCUGACGUCUCGGACGGAGGGAUGGAGGUAAAGAAGGUGAAGAGGGAUGUGGACGCAAGCAGCUCCGGUGGGGAUCUGGGCCAGAACGGCACGGUGGGCAUGUGCACCCUCGAGGCCUGCCCACCACUGCAGGGCGGCUGCGGCGGCGAUGUCCGCGCUGGGGCGGGCACCCUCCAGCAGACCCUUCCUCAAGUCUCCCGCCAACCCCAGCCUGCUGGUCCACCGCUGUCCUGCCCGGUCCCAGAGAGCCAACCCGAUGAGGGCUCAAAGCCGACUCCGUCUCCUGCCCCAGUCCCGGAGGCCUCCUCUGCGUCGAACCGGGGGCUGCAGUCGGUGGAGAGCCUGAUCGAGGAGCUCCUGGAGCGGGCACCGGUGGCGGUGCCACAGGCCGGGGACUCCAACGGCCAGGGCAUCAGCAUUGAGGCGUUCCACCAGGAGCUGAGGGAGCUGGAGGAGCGUCUGCGGGGGCGCAGGGCAGCCGGCCAGGCCCUGGAGGAGCUCAACAGAGACGUGCCCAUCCUGGAGCAGACGGAGGACGAGCCGCAGCCACCACCCACGCCGCUGGAGACCGAGUCGGGAGUCGGAGAGGCCAAGAUGGAGAACGCCGCAGAAGGCUUGUUCAGUCCUGCCAGGCCCCUGGGACAGCCUGCCGCUCCGCCAUACACUGGGCCGUUUAUUAUGGUGUUGUUUGCCAAGCUGGAGAACAUGCUGCAGAACUCUCUGUAUGUGAACAUCCUGCUGACGGGCAUGGUCUUCCAGCUGGCCUGCUACCCUCAGCCUCUCAUCCGCUCCUUCCUCCUCAACGCCAACAUGGUCUUCCAGCCAAGCGUCAAGUCUCUCAUCCAGGUGCUGGGCACAGUAAAGAACCGCAUCGAGGUGUUCGCCGCCAUGCACGAGGACUUCCCGGCCAUGCUGACAAAAGCCCGGCGCUACCUGCUGGCCCGCGGCAAGCUGGACUGGAGCGACUCGCCCACCAGUUUGCCCGGCCUGCGCCGCUCCGACUCCAUGGGUGAGGUGAAGAGCCGUAAGCCGUCUCUGGGCGACCUGAUCCUGCGCCACACCAACAGCCCGACCCGCGCGCGCCACGCCGCCCAGCUGGCUUACGCGCACGUGCGCGACGGCGGCCAGUCGCUGCACAGCGCGCUCUUCCGCGGCGCCACGCCCUCCUCGUCCGCCUCCGGCCUGGAGCGUCAGGCCGAGGCGCUGCGCGUCAAGAACGCCGUCUACUGCGCCGUGGUCUUCUCCGAGUUCCUCAAGGAGCUGGCCGCGCUGGCCCAGGAGCACGCCGUCGCCCUGCCCUUCCCCCGCAGCAGCCCGGGCGCCGAAGAGUGACCCCAGAACAUGCAUACGCCCACACACACACACCACAGUGACCCCGGAAACUUUAGUUUUUUUCUUUCCAGCCACAUGAGGGCAGUAUUAGGUGAAAACCUGCAGAGAGAGAUGGCCGCUGGAAAAGGUUUUUUUUUUGUUUGUUUUAUUUUUUAAAGACGUUUGUGGUGUUCGUGUAAAGGGCACCACACAUCUGUGCAUAGCUGUGUACAUACCUAUACAUAGACAGAGUAUAAAUAUAUAAGAUAUAUAGAAUAUUUAUGUGUAUGACGGGUUUUAUAUACACAGCGACUGUAAUCGCUUGAUGGCUAUUUCCUGGAAACAGCCUUCACACGUGUACACACAUACACACACAUACACACACACAUAUACAAAUACACAUACACUGUGCAGAGCUCCAUCACUGUAGGGCUGUAUUCUAGAGGCACAGCUGAAUGAAGAAGUUGCACAGCACUCCCCUCUCAAGUCUGUGACUGAUGCCCCCUGUAGUCUGCUGCAGGACAGGAGCCGGCACACAGGGAAGUACACAAGACCGAUCCUCAUUCGUUUUCUACAUGUUUUUAAGAUCCUGUUUGUCUUUGUGUGUCGGACAUGUUUCAAGCAAUGCAUUGGUGGAAUAGUUUUGUUUUUUUGGAAAAGGAAUAACCGCUCACCUCUCACCGUCUGGGGAAAAAAAAAAACAACAAACAAUAACAAAAGAAAGGAAAAAAAAAAAAACGACAACGCUGCGCCUCUUUUUUUUUUGUGAUCCUCACAGCUGCACAUCAACGGAGGAGACCAACCCUGCUGUCAGCAUCUCAGACUCGACCUCUGACCCUCGCUACUGCCACUAUGUGGAGCUGGUGGGGAGUAAGGAGCUCACAGGCCAAUCGUCUCAGACCAUCUCGAGGACACGCCUCCUUUUUUUUUUUUAAUUAACAUGUUUAUAAAUUAAAACAUCACCUCAGCUAGGCAGAGUGCAGGGAGGAUGGAGAGAGGGGAGAGGAGAGUGGGGUGGGGGUAUAAAAACCCUAAUGAUGAGUAGGAAAUUGAGAGCCAUACGUGUUUCUUUCUCCUCCUCCUUUUUGCCUCUCCAUCUUCUGUGGUCUGUAGUACUGGAGAAAAGCAAACACUAUGUGUGUCUUGUGGUUUUUUUUUAAUGGUUUGAAUGAUCAUAUAUGUCUCUUAAUAUUUCAACACAUAUCAGCCAUGUGUGGGAGCAAGGCACUUGAAUGAAAGCUUCUGCAUUGGUGCUAAGUGUUUGUAUGUGUGUACGCAUGUGUGUUAGCGAGUGAUGGAGAGAGUGAAAGAGGACACACGUCACACACACACACACACUCUCUCUCUUUUAUGACAUGCAUACUCACAGUGGUGCGCAUCUUCCAUUCCACAAUGCCAUAAUGGAAAUGUGUCGGUGUGCUGUUGUAUUUUUUAUUUCUUUUUUGCAUGUUGUCUGCUGGUCUGCCAGCAACAGAAGCCUGAAGAGUGUGAAGGAGCGUAAUCUGUUCCCAUCCAGUGUUCGCCCACUGAAGGGCAACAGCUCAGUAGCCAGUUCAUCUUUCUGUGUCAUUGGGAAGUGUGCAUUAUAUUUUGAAAGCAGUGUUCCGGUCGUGGCAUUUUUGUUAGAAUUUUUUUUCCCGUUCCUUCACUUAUCUUUCCGUCCCUAAUUAUCCAUCACGUAUUUAUCUGUCUGCAAAUGAUGACGCUACAAUGCAUUUAGCUCCGGCGGGCAGCGUUCAGCUGUCUCCUCUCUCCACUCAUGUCUCUGUUUUGUUGUUAUCCCAUAGCUUUGACGUUUGCGUCUGUGAACAAACACCCCUUGUUCUGUCCAGGCUUUUGAGUGUAAGGGACAAGGCCUUGGGACAUUGUGAAAGCCUGUCUCCAGUUUUGAGCUGGGUUUUUAGCUGCAUCCAACUUCCACAGCUGUGUUCUGCUUCCACUGCAGUGUGUUUUUGUAUUCAUUUGGUUUGCCAAUGCUCUUGUCACUUUUUUUGUGUGUGUGUGUGUGUGCUUGCGUGUGUCCGUGUGUGUGUGGAGAGCAAGCUUGUGACCGACAGCAGGUUUGAUUUUUCUUGUGAUGUUGCUGGUGGCAACUGUCAAGUUUUAGAAUAUGUUGUUAAAAAAGAAAAAAAGAACUCCUUCCAACAAGUAAACCCAAGCCAUUGAUUCUCUUUCAUCUUUUGUUACUGUUUUUGUUUGAAUAUGUCACUGAAUGUCAGUCUUUGGAGCCAGAAGCCAAGGAAGAUUCACAUGUUUUCGGAGUGUGGUGGAGGAGAGUGUGGCGUUUCAAAUUAUCCGGAAAACUGCGAGAGAACCAGAGUUGUGUUGGGUUAUUUUCUUUCUUUUUUUUUUUUUAAACCGGAAUUGGCACUUGGCGAAACUCCUCAUUCUCCUUUGAGUGGUCUCUCAGUGUUUUUGGCAGAGAGCAGGAGCAGGAGAGAGUGCCAGAGAAACGGCUAGCCGCUGGAGGUGAGGAGGGCAAACAUCCAUCCACUGAUCCGUCCGCACUGUCUUUGAGACCAUCAAGGAAGUCUGCUCAGGGGAACCGGGCUUGAUUGAUCCGCUCAGACUCAGACUCUGGGCUUUUACAUUUUUUUAUGCUUUAGUAUACUUUUUCAGUUGAUGAUUGAAGUCUGUAUGAAAACAACAUGGUUUAAUAUUCUUUGACAGAGAUGAAGUGUAUGAUACAAUGAGGAACAGUAGUGCAGAGAGUUGUAUUUUAUGCUUUGUUUUUUAAUUAAUCAGUCCAUAGAUGAACAAAAUGGUCUUAAGCCAUAUUCCCAGGGUUUGCUUGACUGUGAUCGCCAACCCUCUGAAGCGGUACAGUGUGUGUGUGUGUGUGUGUGUGUGUGUGUGUGUGUGUGUGUGUGUGUGUGUGUGUGUGUGUGUGUGUGUCUAUAUGUGUUUGCAUGGCCAUUCAUGAAUUGAUUCAGAGCUCAUGCAAAUAUUUUGAUAUACUUCUGUGCACUAAAGCUGCCCCAAAGAGGAAAAGGGAUUUCAUCUCUCAAUAAACAACAUGUUCUCUUUUCAGUCCAAA
This is a messenger RNA of Clupea harengus (Atlantic herring), 6686 nucleotides long. It is a transcript of the gene fhip1b, whose product is annotated as FHF complex subunit HOOK interacting protein 1B. Gene Ontology annotation, biological process: lysosome organization; endosome organization; early endosome to late endosome transport. Gene Ontology annotation, cellular component: FHF complex. The record is from RefSeq and is a predicted model, not a curated record. Lineage: Eukaryota; Metazoa; Chordata; Actinopteri; Clupeiformes; Clupeidae.